AUGGGCAUCGUGAGUUCGUCCCUAGACGAAAAUCCAACUUUGUACAUAAGGAACUCCAAUCGAUUUCAAAUUACAGAAAUUUCAGUUUCUACCUCGAUCCAUGAUCCAUACAUAACCUUUCCUGUCAUGUCAACUGGUAUUGCCGCGGUUCCUAUUACAACAGAUCUUUUAGAAUUUAUACAAGAUCCCAACACUGACGGAAUUAAAGCUGAUGUGAAAGGGUUAACAUUUAUUAAUGUUUCCAGCGAAAAGGAGUUAUCAAGGAUUGUAACUGUCGAGUUUAAUGAUGAUCCCAAUGUAGACAUUUAUUAUGAAGAUAGGGUAGUGAUUUCUCUUCAUAAGCAUCCAAAUGUAACUUUGGUUGGGAACUACCAUACAGAUGAAGUUCAAACAUCAGAGGUUGAAUGGUCGUGGAAGUGGUUACCUCCUCAUAACAUGGAAGAAAUUCAUCAAGGUUGGCGAAAUUAUUGUUGUUUCGCCGAAUACGAUGAAAAAGAUAAUACAUUUCAAUUAUUGGCAUCCUUCACAUUUUGGGUUGCCGUUGCAGAUGGUUCGAAAAGCCUUUAUCAUCGUACUUCAAAAAGCGCCGAAUCCUUUGAUGGUUCAUCAUUCUUUACUGGAACGUCAUCUUUAUUACCAUCAUCUACUUCUACGUUAUGGUCACCAAAUAUGCCACGUAGUGUUCGUCCAUCAAGUCCAGAUACUUCUUUACUUCUAUUACCUAGUAUGUCCUCCGGAACUUCUUCUCUCUCAAGUGGGGGUAGGCGCAAUUCAGAUGAUUUGAUGUUCCAACAUGAACCCGAAGAUGGCCCAUUGUUUCGUGCAACUUUAAGUGCUUAUGAGAAAAAAAAUAAUUCUUUAAGAAACAAUAUAAAACGCAUUCUUAAGGCUGCUAUAAACUCUCGUGAUGUGAUUAUGGAUAGUCGAGAUGCCGAUGAGGAAUUUGUUAGGGCAUUACAAGGGGCUGCUGUUGCACAUCCUCAAGCAUUUCAACCUGUUCUAGAUAAUUACCUUGAAGAAGCUACAAGAAAAAUUUCAUCAAAUAGGGAAAUUCUUGCAAAUCAAAUGACUAAUUUACUAAUAGAACCUCUUCGAAAAUUGUACGAAAACGACAUUAAAGUUGCUGAAAGUAAAAAGAAAGACUUCGAGGAUGAAUCUCGUGAUUAUUAUCAGUUCCUUUCCAAGUAUUUAUCUUUAAAAAUAGAUAGCGCAAAGGAAAAGAAACAGCUCGAAUCUGAUUCAAAAUAUCAAGGUAAACGCAAGAAUUUUGAGCUGAAAAGAUUUGAUUAUUACGCAUAUAUGCAAGACUUACACGGAGGUAGAAAAGAUCAAGAGAUAUUGUACCAUUUGAUAAACUUCGCUGAAAAGCAAUCUUCAUUCUUUCAGCAAACUGCAAUGGGAAUACAGAGUUUGAAACCAGGAUUAGAUAAAUUAUCUAUUGAUGUAGCUGAAGCAACGAAAGAAAUACAUCUUAUGAGAAAAGAAAGAGAGGAAAGACGUAGGGCUACUGGUUUGUUAACAGGUGAUAAUAUGAGUAAUACCUCUGAGAAUCGACCUUCAAGUCCAGUUGCCUCAUCAAAUGCGUUACAAAAUCGUUUCAAAGGUAUUCGUGAUUUAGAGCAUCAUGAUUCUGAGUUAACUUCUUCUGCAGGAAGGAAAAAAGAAGGUUUUUUGUUUGCUACAUCACGAGCGACCCAACAUGGAACUGUUGACCCCAUUGCUAAGAAUAAUUGGCACAAAUACUGGUGUGUUUUAGCUGGAGGGCAGCUUUGCGAGUAUAGCAAUUGGAAAAAAUCGUUAGAAACACAUAAUGAACCAAUCAACUUGCGAUUCGCUACAGUAAGGGAAGCUCGAGGUGCUGAUCGAAGAUUUUGUUUUGAGGUGAUAACUCCUCAAUAUCGACGUAUAUAUCAAGCAACUUCCGCUGAAGAUAUGAAUUCGUGGAUAACAGUCAUUUCUAAUGCAAUUGAGAGCCUACUUAAUGGGACAAGUAGUUGUCGUAAUUUGGAUCAGGUUUUGCAAGAAGACAAUGGUGCAAGUGCUGUUAACCCAUUUGCUAGAAAAUCCGUUCAACGAAGGGGCACGCUACCUAGUCUUACAGAAAAAAGGAAAAAUGAUAUGAAAAAGGGAACACCUUUAUUAUUUGAAGAUUCAACAAUAUACGCUCGUACAGAAGGAUCAAAUUUUCAGGAACUAAAUGAAAACGAUGAUUCUGUUAAAAUUAUCGAAGUUAUCAAAGGUACAGAUAGUUCGAAUACGUGUUGUGCUGACUGUGGAGCACGAAGAACGGAAUGGUGCUCAAUUAAUUUGGGUAUUGUACUAUGUAUAGAGUGUUCUGGAAUUCAUCGUAGCCUAGGUACACAUAUUUCUAAGAUUAGGUCACUUACAUUAGAUACGACAUCAUAUACUCCUGACCUUAUUCAAUUAAUUAAAUCAAUUGGAAAUUCACCUGUUUCAUCAAAAAUUGAAAGAAAUGAAGAUAAAGCUGAUCCCACUAAUGAUUCUCGAGAAGUCAAACAAAAAUUUAUUAUUGCAAAAUACAUUGACAGAGCUUUUGUAAAUUUUUCACUUGUUGACGAAGGUAGAACUGCGACAGAUAUUCUUUUUGAAGCAGUAAAAGAAAAUAAUAUUCUUUUAGCAAUUCAAGCUAUUGCAUUAAAAGCAGAUGUAAAUGCUCUUCGUAGAUUCGAAGUAACUAAUGAUUAUGGAUUGAAAACACCACUUUUGUUGGCCUUGCUUCAUAUUGAUCCCUCUCUGAUGAUAGUAGAAGGUGAUAGAACUUUAUUUCCAAUGGCUGAAUUGCUUUUACAGAAUGGAUCAGAUGUUGAGAAAGGGUUACCCGAGGAUGAUCUUGAAGAUAUGCUUGCCGCAGCAUCUCAACCAAUUACACGAAAUACGGCAAAAAGUGUUGGGACAUGGGCAGCAGAAGUUGUCAGUGAUAUGAAGAAAUCCAGAAAAACUGUUUUGGAUUUAGUACAAGAUAGCGGAAACAUAGCAGCAAUAAGAUAUUUUACACCUAAAGUACUUGCUAGAGGACCUAAAUCAAAUUUAACUGAUGACCCAAAUUCUUUAAUGAUAACAAAUACAAAUACUGGGGCUAUAGUAGGUGGAACCAUUUCGGAAAGAAAACACUCAUCUGCUAUAAACCGAGCAAUAUCAGUAUCAACGAAAAAAGCACUAUCAUGA
Messenger RNA from Diversispora eburnea, 3186 nucleotides. NCBI's taxonomy places the organism in Eukaryota, Fungi, Glomeromycota, Glomeromycetes, Diversisporales, Diversisporaceae. The record is from the annotation of a GenBank genome assembly.